Messenger RNA from Gloeophyllum trabeum ATCC 11539, 1244 nucleotides. RefSeq lists its product as uncharacterized. Gene Ontology annotation, cellular component: nucleus. NCBI's taxonomy places the organism in Eukaryota, Fungi, Basidiomycota, Agaricomycetes, Gloeophyllales, Gloeophyllaceae. Gene Ontology annotation, biological process: regulation of transcription by RNA polymerase II. Gene Ontology annotation, molecular function: DNA-binding transcription factor activity, RNA polymerase II-specific. The record is from RefSeq and is a predicted model, not a curated record. The transcript has 4 exons. The coding region runs from base 75 to 1040 and encodes 321 amino acids.
GCAUCUCUUUCAGCAAUGUAUCUGUGAUUCUAUAUUGACCUUAGCCUGCGCGAUACCUCCUGCGAUACACAACAAUGACCGAACAAAAACUGGAUGAGCUGCUACGGCAGUUCGCUUCGGAGCUCAGUCUGCAGGAUGCGCCCCCUCCGGAAAAGAAGGUAUGGAACGCGACUGAGACGGCGCGGAAGGGCCUGGUGGAUAAACGACGCUGGACGAGGGAUGACGAGGAGCGAAUCCCUAAAUUUGUGAGGAAGACCAUGAAUGCGUGGACGAAGGAGGAGCGCGAGAGCAUCUGGGACGAGGACGGGUAUAUGCGAGAGGAAUGCCAGGCUAUGUUUGAGGUCGACUUGGAUGCAAAAGACUGCGCGAUAUGCGGUACCAUGACGAGGAACAAAUGUUCAAGGUGUAAGAAAGUAUACUACUGCACCAAAGACUGCCAGCGCGCCGACUGGAAAUCCCACAAACCCACUUGCGGCAAGCCCGACCCCGCGCCCGCCUCCUCUCCGCAAGACACCUCGCGCAUCCUCGCGCUCCUCGAGCAGAACAAGCGUCCACACGUCUCCGUGCGCGCCCUGCUCGACGCAUGGCUCGCAAAGUGCCCGCACGGCGGCUACGUGAUGGUCAUCGACCAGAACGAGACGCACCACUUCAACCUCGGCGUCGAAGCGCGGGGCUUGAGGGUGUACUGGGUGAUGAGGUUCCACGGGAAACCGAAGGGUAUGGACCAGAAGAACCGCAUUGUUCCUGGGGAAGAGGACCAAGCGGACGUCGCUGGGUACAUCACCGGCUUCAUCCAACGCAUCGCCAAGAAAAGCGGCCGCAUCAUCGUGCAGUGCGACUUCCACACCGCCCACCCCACCGAUUUCAACCUCGACCUGUCCCUGGGCAGCUGGUCGACCGUCGUGCACCGCGUCGCGGAGGUCGACUGGUUGGGCGGGAAGAACUACCGGGUGGAGCAGCUCAACCCCGAGGCGUUGAAGGCGUCGGACGCGCAGCGGGGGGCGUUCCAGGGCCCGAUGGACCGAGUCUAUGAAUGGUGAAGGACGUCCUCUGUCGUCCGGGCGUGUCCCUUUCUGCCUCAGGCUUGCGAAGCCCUGCGUCUGUGUCGGCACAUCCAACGCGCACUGAUAGCGAGACUCGACCGCUCUGGAUUCAUGUAUCAUUCACUUGUAUUGUACAUCGAGCAUGCCGCAUGCAUAUCUGUCCAGCUACCUGACUCCUAGGCUGUUAGCGACGCCGACAAG